Molecule: messenger RNA, 533 nt
Organism: Pelodiscus sinensis (Chinese soft-shelled turtle)
Lineage: Eukaryota; Metazoa; Chordata; Testudines; Trionychidae
Product: lingual antimicrobial peptide-like
Biological process (GO): defense response to bacterium; cell chemotaxis
Cellular component (GO): extracellular region
Molecular function (GO): chemoattractant activity; CCR6 chemokine receptor binding
Source: RefSeq, a predicted model, not a curated record
CAAUCCCCAGCAGCUCAUAAAUAGAGACGCUCCGUCUCCUGUCUAACUUGAAGUCUUUUCUCUCCAACGACGUUGAGUUCCCAGCAACCUUCAGCCAUGAAGAUUCUCCACCUUCUCUUUGCUGUCUUCUUCCUGCUGCUGCAAAGCUCUCCAGGAUACACCCAGUUUGUCAGUGACCCCUACGCAUGCAGACGUGCAAGGGGCUUUUGCCGCUCUCGAUGCUAUCCCCAAUUUUUGACUAUUGGAACUUGCGGUUUUGCACAGAGCUGCUGUAAAAGGAGAAGGUUGGGGUACAGGGAUGGAAGACCCAUGUUCAGAAGCCAGACCCAUUUCCUUCCAGAGUCAGAUCAGGGAGUGAGCGAGGGCAGUGGAGAUAAUUAAUGCAGGAUCUCUGGGAAUCUGGCAGAGGACGCCUGGCUUCUAACGUCAUUGGACACUUUUCUUCUGGGCUGUAAAGAAUUUCGCACACCUAAAAAUUCACAAGAGAGACCUUGUGUCACCUCUAAUAGCUUCUUCUUCUCCUUUUAAUAAAA